This is a messenger RNA of Mesorhabditis belari, 543 nucleotides long. NCBI's taxonomy places the organism in Eukaryota, Metazoa, Nematoda, Chromadorea, Rhabditida, Rhabditidae. The record is from the annotation of a GenBank genome assembly.
AUGUUAUUCUACUUAUUCUUCGUCUUUUUAUUUAGUUAUACUUUUGGUGCUCCGGUGGCCUCUGAAAAUAGUUUGAGUCAAACUGUCACUCUGGGCAUUACAACGAAGUCAAGACUGAAACGAGAAUGGAAUGGGAAUGAUUCGAUCAAAUACCUUCACCAAUUCGGAUAUUUACCUCCAGCGAAUUUGAUGACAGCCGGCUAUGGAGCUCCAGAAAUGGACACGGCUCAAGAAAAGCUUCGUGAAGCUAUUCGAAGAUUUCAAAGAAUCGCUGACAUUCCUGAAACUGGUGUCAUUGAUGAGGCGACAAAGGAGAAAAUGGCGAAACCGAGAUGCGGUGUGCCCGACGUGGCGGCGCUCUCAUACGGAAAAGCUUCAAUAAAAUGGCAUAAACGUGAGUUGACGUGGUCGAUCGACGAUUAUUCGCCAGAUCUCUCAAAAGAAAUAAUUCGAAAAGCUACAAAAGAAGCAUUCAAUUUCUGGUCACAAGUGGCGCCAUUGGAUUUUCGAGAAGUGAUUACUGAUGCGGAUAUUAAGAAUAUG